Daphnia pulicaria is the source of this 2734-nucleotide messenger RNA. RefSeq lists its product as uncharacterized. Gene Ontology annotation, molecular function: GTP binding. The transcript is spliced from 3 exons. The coding region runs from base 115 to 2391 and encodes 758 amino acids. NCBI's taxonomy places the organism in Eukaryota, Metazoa, Arthropoda, Branchiopoda, Diplostraca, Daphniidae. The record is from RefSeq and is a predicted model, not a curated record.
GUCUACGUUCUGACUACAAUCCAGAGUUACUUGAUGAGCCAGUUUGAAACUUCAACUCUAUUGAAAAAGUUGAUUGUUUGAUUCGUGAAUCCCUGGGUUCAAAACAAAAAAGGAAUGGAUUGGAAAGCAGAAAAAGAAUGUCUCGACGAACUCUACAGAGAUCCGCAAGCCAACGCUAGCGACAUCAUCAGAAUCCAUCAAAAUAUAAUCAAAGACGCAAACUUGGCCACUUCGAGUGAGGUAAUAAAAUUCCUGAACCAGAAUGCCUUUCAACUACUUGGGCCUGAUGCUGUCGUCAUCUUGAAAAAAAAUCAACUUGAAGCUUACAGCUAUUUGCUAGUGGCCAACAAUUUACUUGAUUUGGAAGACGUCAAAGACGAUUUGCUCAACGGCCAUGUCCUGGCCAACGCCAUUCCGGCCAUUACUUUACGGAGGCUGAAAUAUCAGUUGGGCCUGGCAGCAGCAUCGGCCUCUUCAACAAGCCUGACAAACCUGGUUGAACCCAUACGAUCAACCAGCAAGCCCGCCAAAGAGGAAAACGCUCAUCAAACGGACCCCGAAUGGACGUCUCAACAGUUUGCAGCAGUUGCCCGAGUGCAGCCCAACAUCCGCCAAGGAGAAACUCGUCAAGAUGUCAGCAGACUGGCGAAUAAAAUAAAAAACCAAUGCAAAUUCUUGAAACGAUUAAAAGAGAACACGUUUUCCUACCAACUCGAAUUGAACGAAACGACUUUUGAUGAUGCCACGACCGCCAUCAAACGAUUCUCAUUCGGAGAACCAAACAAACUGAUGGGCAAUCAAUGGAAAACUAUUCUGCUCAUGGGAGAAACCGGAUCGGGCAAGACGACCAUGAUCAAUGCCAUGAUUAACUACGUGUUGGGCGUUCAAUGGGAGGAUGAUUUCCGGUUCAUGCUAAUCAAAGAAGAUGUCAGAGGAGGCAACCAAGCUCACAGCCAAACGCAAGGAGUCACCGCCUACGACCUCCACUACCAGGACGGAUUCCGCAUUCCAUUUUCGCUGACGAUCGUCGACACGCCGGGAUUUGGCGACACCGGCGGGAUGGAUCGUGACAGGGAAAUCACGGCAACUAUCAAAGAGUUCUUUGAACAUCCCAACGGCAUUCAGGAGUUGGAAGCUGUUAGCUUCGUCGUGAAAUCUUCAGACGCUCGUCUCACCAGUUCGCAAAUCUACGUUUUCGACUCGGUCCUGAACAUUUUCGGCAAGGACAUGAGAGACAAUAUCCAUUUCUUGGUCACCUUCAAUGACGGCGGCGUACCCAAUGUCUUGAAUGCCAUCAAAGAGGCCAAACUUCCAUGUCAGAUGGAUUCAAAUGCAUGGCCUUGUCAUUUUAAAUUCAACAACGGCGCCAUGGAUGUGCAGCCCUCGGCAGAUGAUGGCAUGCCAGUUUCCAGUAGUGGAUGGAAAUUGUCAAUGAAGAAUUUUGAAUCCUUCUUCGUGGAGCUGAACAAAAUGCCGAAAAGAUUGCUGCAGAUGACAAAAGAGGUUUUGGAAAACAGAAAUUAUCUCGAACAGCAACUGGAAAUAAUGUGGGUUGCGAUCGACGAGCGACUGACGAAAAUAGAAGAGCUGCGCAAUACGGAGAAAAUCAUCAGCGAAAACAAAGAAAAAAUCGACAGCAAUCAAAAUUUUGAGAUCACAUUGACAGUGUCCAAGAAGGUCAAGGAAUCAAUCGAAACAUUCAGAAAUAAUCAAUCGGCGCUGAACUGCACAAAUUGUGAAGUAACGUGUCAUUACCCUUGCAAUCCGAAUUUGUGGACAAAUUUCUGUCCAGCAUUUUGGGAAUUUGCACUUUCAAACAUCCCUCAAAGUACAUUCAAUGCAAUGGGUUCAGUUUCCAACUUGAAAACUAUGAACAAGAGUCUAACAACAACCAGCCGUGAAAACAGUUUAGAAUUGGAUUAUGUCAAUCCGGGCAUGGUCAUUUUUGAGGCAGGAAUGAAUUUAAUCACGCAAAACCGUACGUGCAAAGUCUGCCCUAGCAAGUGCCAGUCUAGCGAUCAUAUCAACGAAAGACAACGCUGGGUCUACAAACAGGUGGAGGAGAAACAAACCCUGUUUGACGUGCGCAAACGCUACGAAGAGGCUAUGGGACAGCAGGCGAAUGCCGAAGGGACACUAGCUAGUCUGAAGGCAGAAAUCGAUCGUUUCAAACUCAACAUUUUCAAAGCCAUGAAAGAGAUCACUAACUGCUCAAAUCUGUUGAAAAGUAAAGCGCUACUGGGUGAUUCGCUCACCAUGGUCGAAUACAUCCAGUUCAAGAUCGAUAAUGAGCAGAAAGAAAAGAAACACGGUUACGCGGAGAGGAUCAAGAGUUUCGAAGAUGUCUUGGAGAUAGCAAUAGAAUAUGCCGAGGAAGAGAUUGAACCGUAAAAUCGAAGAAAAUGCGCAACCAGUUUCAACAAACACAUCGCGGAUUUCAUUGUCUUAUUUUCUUUCUUUCUUUUUUUUAAAAAUUAUAAUUGGUCAAUUCCAUACAGGGGUGGACUUUCUUUAGAUUUCUAAAAACAGAUUUGAAUUGUCCUUGAUGAACAUUUACGACCAUUGAAUAAUCAGUAUAAUUUCAUUCCUAUCAAAUUUUUUAAGGGUUUCAGCAGUCACUAAACUUCAACCAACUCUAGACGGAAUGUGUUGCAUUUUGACUUGUGUAGGGGGAAACGUGCGGUAACAGACUUAAAUGUGGUACAAAGGAAUAAACCGGUAUAAAAACAUAAUU